Messenger RNA from Lutra lutra (Eurasian river otter), 2339 nucleotides. RefSeq names its product tRNA methyltransferase 11 homolog (gene TRMT11). The transcript is spliced from 13 exons. The record is from RefSeq and is a predicted model, not a curated record. Gene Ontology annotation, molecular function: nucleic acid binding. Bases 72 to 1340 code for a protein of 422 amino acids. Gene Ontology annotation, biological process: methylation. Lineage: Eukaryota; Metazoa; Chordata; Mammalia; Carnivora; Mustelidae. Gene Ontology annotation, cellular component: cytoplasm.
GGCGGUGUGCGGGAGGGGGCAGAGAGGUGGGAAACUGUACGUAUCGCGCAGGCGCACCGUGGGCGACAGCAAUGGCGAUGUCGUGCCCAUUGAAUAGGUAUCUGCUGCUCAUGGCGCAAGAGCACCUGGAGUUCCGCUUGCCGGAAAUAAAGUCUUUGCUUUCACUUUUUGGAGGUCAGUUCAUCAGUAGUCAGGAAACUUAUGGAAAGUCUCCUUUUUGGAUUCUUAGCAUUCCCUCAGAAGAUAUUGCCAGAAACUUAAUGAAACGAACAGUGUGUGCCAAGUCCAUAUUUGAGCUAUGGGGUCAUGGAAAAUCUCCAGAGGAGCUGUAUAGUUCUCUUAAAAACUACCCUGUGGAGAAGAUGGUUCCGUUUCUACAUUCAGAUUCUACGUAUAAAAUAAAAAUUCACACAUUUAAUAAAACAUUGACACAAGAAGAAAAAGUCAAACGAAUAGAUGCACUUGAGUUUCUGCCAUUUGAAGGGAAAGUGAAUUUAAAGAAGCCACAGCAUAUAUUCUCUGUUUUGGAGGAUUAUGGUUUGGACCCAAACUGCAUCCCUGAGAAUCCACAUAAUAUCUAUUUUGGUAGAUGGAUUGCAGAUGGGCAGAGAGAGCUUAUUGAGUCAUACAGUGUCAAAAAGAGACACUUUAUUGGAAAUACAAGCAUGGAUGCUGGUUUAUCAUUUAUCAUGGUCAACCAUGGAAAAGUGAAAGAGAACGAUAUUGUCUUUGAUCCAUUUGUUGGAACAGGUGGCCUUCUGAUAGCAUCUGCUCAUUUUGGUGCUUAUGUAUAUGGGACAGACAUAGACUACAAUACAGUUCAUGGCUUAGGAAAGGCUAGUAGGAAAAACCAAAAGUGGAGAGGACCAGAUGAAAACAUUAGGGCAAAUCUUCGUCAGUAUGGUUUAGAGAAGUAUUACCUUGAUGUCCUGGUUUCAGAUGCGUCUAAACCUUCCUGGAGGAAGGGCACAUAUUUUGAUGCAAUCAUCACUGAUCCUCCAUAUGGUAUCAGAGAAUCUACGAGAAAAACAGGUUCUCAGAAGGAAAUACCAAAGGGGAUGGAAAAAUGUCCAGAAAGCCAUGUUCCUGUUUCCUUGAGUUAUCAUCUGAGUGAUAUGUUUUUUGACCUGUUAAACUUCGCAGCUGAGACCCUUGUAUUAGGUGGAAGACUAGUCUAUUGGUUACCAGUGUAUACACCAGAAUACACUGAAGAGAUGGUACCCUGGCACCCUUGCCUGAGGCUUAUUAGCAACUGUGAGCAGAAGCUUUCCAGCCACACAUCAAGGCGCUUGAUAACAAUGGAAAAGGUGAAGAAAUUUGAGUGCCCAAGUGGAGAAUGACGCACGGAGCUGUGAGGAGAAGUCAAGCAGCUGGAGAGAUGUCGGCAUCUGGAUGGAGCUCUGAAGUGUAACCAAGUGACAUUUCUGCCAGGAUGACGCUAGCAUAGGUCAGGAAGUGGACACGUUUUCUGGAGAUCUUAUUUGAUACAGGGAUGGAAUUUAGAAUACUUGGAGGAGCGAAUGAUGGCAUAUCCCUUCCUUUCAGCUGACUCUUUUGAGUCAGACUUUUGAUGAAAGUUGAAACGUGCAAGCCAAGGUUAAAUGCUGGAUUGUUCUGUAUUGCUGCUGUCCUUAAACAGUCCUGAGAUGUGGACCAGACUAGAAUCUUCCUCUGAAAUCGAUGACACUCAUAGGAUUAUGGUAUCCCUCAGGCAUCCUUGUGGCUCCCUAGAUGUUCUCUUCAUAUAAAAAUUUUGUUUUGAAAUUAUCCUCUUGUUUCACUGAAAUGAUCCUCUUAGUUGCUAGCAGUACAUUAGUAAGACUUCUGAUCCAUUUCUGUUGCUUUGUGGGUAGGCAGCUCAGCUUUCAAAGCCUUAGUUUAAAUCUGGAUCCCCAGAGAUACUCCUUGAGUUGAGGAAAAAGUUAGCUCUUUUGGAGAAAUCCUCAUUUGUUGCAGUUAAGAGUAUGGUAUCAGGGGUCAAGUAGGCAUAUGUUUAAAUCCUUACCACUUACCAGCUGUGCUCUCUUCGGCCUGUACUCUUUACUUCCUCAUCUGUGGGGGAUGCUAGUAGUAGUGUACUUCUCUCUGAGAGCUGAUGGGUUUAUAUAAAACAUUGGCAUUGUUUUGGCCCAUAAUAAAUACCUAGUAAAUACCACGUUUCAUUUGGUAUUCCUUAAUCGUAUACCUACAGGUUGAUCAGAUAAGAUUUAUCUUUUAUCUUUUGGAAAUUAUAUAGCCUGAAGUUAGUAACCAUUGGCAUGUUUUCAUGUGCUUGCAGGAGUUUAUAGUUAGUGUAUAAAGUAUAUAUAAGUAUAUUAGUGGCACUACUAUACUUCGUG